Falco peregrinus (peregrine falcon) is the source of this 4199-nucleotide messenger RNA. RefSeq names its product solute carrier family 35 member B4 (gene SLC35B4). Gene Ontology annotation, biological process: transmembrane transport. NCBI's taxonomy places the organism in Eukaryota, Metazoa, Chordata, Aves, Falconiformes, Falconidae. Gene Ontology annotation, molecular function: UDP-xylose transmembrane transporter activity; UDP-N-acetylglucosamine transmembrane transporter activity. The transcript has 10 exons. Gene Ontology annotation, cellular component: Golgi membrane; endoplasmic reticulum membrane. Bases 92 to 1087 code for a protein of 331 amino acids. The record is from RefSeq and is a predicted model, not a curated record.
GCGGAGGGGCCAGGGCUGGGAGCGGGGCCGCGGCCCGGGAGCGGGAUGCGGUGGCGGCCCGGGAGGCCGCCUCGCUGCUUGGGGCGAUACCAUGCACCCGGCCGUGGCAGUGGGGCUGGUGUUCGGCGGCUGCUGCAGCAACGUGGUGUUCCUGGAGCUGCUGGCCAGGCAGUUUCCAGGAUGUGGGAACAUAGUGACAUUCUCCCAGUUCCUAUUUAUCGCGGUGGAAGGCUUUAUCUUCGAAGCCAACUUUGGGAGGAAGAGGCCGGCCAUACCAAUAAGGAACUAUUUCAUCAUGGUGGCCAUGUUCUUCACUGUCAGUGUGGUAAAUAACUAUGCUCUGAACUUAAAUAUCGCCAUGCCACUGCACAUGAUCUUCAGAUCAGGUUCUCUCAUAGCAAGCAUGGCUUUAGGUAUCAUCAUUUUGAAGAAAAGAUACAGUGUAUCUAAAUACACGUCCAUAGCUCUGGUGUCCCUGGGGAUCUUCACCUGCACUUUCAUGUCUGCAAAGCAAGUGGCAUCUGACUCCAGCUUAAAUGAAGAGGAUGGACUCCAGGUUUUCUUGUGGUGGCUGCUAGGUAUUGCUGCACUCACCUUCGCCCUCCUCAUGUCUGCCAGGAUGGGGAUUUUCCAGGAGAUGCUGUACAAGCAGUUUGGGAAGCACUCCAAAGAGGCCCUUUUUUACAAUCAUGCAUUACCACUCCCUGGAUUUCUCCUCCUUGCCCCAAACAUCUACCAGCAUGCAGUCCUCUUCAGCCAGUCUGAGCUGUUCCAGGUCCCAGUGAUCGGCCUGACCCUGCCAAUCAUGUGGUUCUACCUCCUCAUGAAUGUUGUCACUCAAUAUGUCUGCAUCCGAGGUGUUUUCAUCCUCACCACAGAGUGCACCUCCCUCACUGUCACACUGGUGGUGACACUGCGCAAGUUCGUCAGCCUCAUCUUCUCCAUCCUCUACUUUCACAACCCCUUUACAGCCUGGCAUUGGCUAGGCACCGCCUUUGUCUUUGUAGGGACUCUCAUGUACACGGAGGUGUGGAACAGCCUCGGGCCCUUCCUGGCCCGCUGGAGGAAGAGGCCAAAGGAGGACUAACAGCCGAGGACACUGCAGGGACCUUUUUAUUGUUUUAUAGAGCAGAGCAGCAGGGAAUCCCCCAGAGGGAGGUUGUUUUAAUAACACAGGGGAGGUGUUCACUGUGCCAAGCCUCCUGGGGAAAUGUGGAGCCUCCACUGGGAACCUCUCUGAAAUGGAUCAUGGAGAGGCGAUACCGUUAUUUUUGCAAGGUUGCAUUUUUUUAUGCAAGCCCUUUUUCUUCCAACAUUUCUCCCUGUUUUUUUCAUUUGAAUAACCCUUUUAAAGUGAUGUAAAAGCUGAACCAGUUCUCUGUUAGGAGCCCAACCUUGUUGUGGUGCUGUUGUCCGCUCCUCCUGGCUUUGGUGAGCUGGACCCUGAGCCUGUUUGGUGCCGUCCUUUAAUGUCCAGGUGGCCAUUGCAGGUGGCUGAGCCCUGGCGAGCGGCUGUUUGUGCAGCAGGUUGUUACUUACACUGGGAAUGUCAGGCCUGGCUGUUAACCUGAGCCCUUGUUGCCUGAUCCUACCACUUGUGCUGGGAGGGUGUUGGAUACACUUGUGGCUUAGAGCCUUCUAGUCUGCCCAGUAGAUCCUCCGCUGGGGAUUGGUUAAGGGGGCUUAUUUCCAAGCCACCAAGCCUCCCUACCAGUAGCAGGGCCUAGUUGGGAGCCUGAGGAAACCAAAAAAGGGUGAUGCUAAGGGGACAAAGUGCCACUGUGUCACCUUCACAACCUUCUCAGAGAGACAGUGAAGGGCUGUUGAGGCUUUGCUGAGUCCUCAGAUGUUGCCCUGAUACUUCACCAGCUGGAGGGUAUCGUGGGUUCUUCCUGCUUUGGUUAGAUCCCCAGCGCAAGACACUUUUCAGUUGCUUCCUACUUUUUCCCUCAUCUCGAGCAUGUUUGGUGGGCUUCGUUACCAGCAAGUUGGCUGUGACGGACUGCGCUGAGCUCCCAGUGCACCUGUGGUCCCCUGGCCUCCAGCCCAACCUCAGGGUUCAAAUGAUGCCAAGAAUCUCAAGAAGGGCCAGUACAGCUGAGCUGCUGGGAGGGACUGGUUUUACUGUCCUUUCACCCAUUUCUUUUCUUCUCCCACCCCUUGGCAUCAGCUUUGCUCAUGGCAUUUCUGUCAGUGUCCCUUAGUUUCACCCCUCUGCUGGGGCCAGAGUGGGCUGCAGGAGCUCUGGGUGUGUGCCCCCAUGUGUGCAGGCAAUGUGUGUCCCACAGCAAGAUGAGGAGCAGCAGUCACAGCUCUUCUAGGAGCUGCUCAGUGUUGAGCAGAGCAAGGGUUAGUGCGCAGCCUUGUCUUGGUCUUGGAGCAGCAGGGAGCACUGUUUUGUGUUGCCUCCGUUUUCCUGGAGCACCUUGUUUGCAUCAUCAUGAUACUGUCCCUGCUCAGCCUUGAUAAUUAAGGCAUCCAGCAAUGUCAACCUGAUUCACAUCAGGCUUGGCCAGGUAAGGACUGUACUCAAUUAUUCCUGUACCCAAUGUCCCAAUGGCUUCCAGCCUUGGUAUUUACAACCCCUCCAGCAUUAAAGCUGUGCUUGUGGUGGGUUAACCCCAGCUGGCAGCGAAGCACCACAUGGCUGCUCGCUCACUGUCCCCUGCAGUGAGUGGGUAGGUAGAGCAAAUCCAAGAAAAUUUGUGAGUAGAGGUAAAGAUGGUUUAAUAGCAAUGGAAAGAGGAAGGGAAAAAACCCCCAAGUGAUGCAAAGGCAACCACUCGCCAUCUCCCACUGUUAGACCUGUGCCCAGCUAGUCCCUGAGCAUGUUUGCCAUUCCAAAAACCUCCCCUCUGUUUUGAGUGCUGAUUUUAACUAUUGGCUGUCUUGGAUAUGCCCCUUCCCAGCUUCUCACCCACCCAUGGUCUAAUCGUUGGUGGGGAGCAGACUGGGAAAAAAGGGAAAGCCUUGAUGCUGUGCAAGUGCUGAAACUCUGGUGUGUUGUCAGCACUGUUUUAGCCACAAAUCCAAAACCCGGGGGCUGCUAUGGAAAAAGUUAACUCCAUCCUAGCCAGGGCCAGUAUGAUGCCAAUGGGACCUGCAGCUCACUCCUUCCUGAUAUGCUGAAGGUUUGGGUCUUUUCCUUCUGGUUUUGAUUUUCCCUGAGCCUGAAAACCCUCUUGUAUUUUGAAUGUCAGACAUGGGAUGUUUCCCAGGAUUUUGUAGGUGGGGAGACUUUCCCAACAGCUGCCCUAGCACCUAGUGCAGGUCAGCUCUCACUUCCAGCUGUUUGCGCAGGCUCCAGGAAGUACCCAGAGAGAGGUAAAACAUUUAUCCCUCAUCUUGGUCUUCAAAGCUAUUUACACAGAGCUUCAGCUGAGACAGGGAGGUAGAGGAAGGCAACAACAAAUUCAACGCAAAAGCAUCAGGGACACCGAGUAACUGGUGGGGUUCAUCAAAAUUUAAAACAGAUGAGUCUUAAUGCCAGGCUUAAGGUAGAAGCCACACUCGUGGGUGGGCUGCAGGAGCUGUAACGCGGUGGUUGCUGUAGGCUGGGCUGGGGAUUUAGAAGAGCAAUAGCUGUGCGGGUGCCUGAGUGAGUGUAACAUACUGUACAUAGACUACUUGCUAGGUUGCUCUUUGUAUCAAGGAAGUUGCAUGUUGUCUCCAGUUUCUGUGUGAUGCUGGUAGGUUUGAGGAUGUUUGGAUUUCUCUUUUUUUUUUUUUAAACUUGUGUUCUUACUUGGUCUUCACUUGAACCAGGUGUCAACGAUGGGCUAUUAUUUGUUGUUGUCAGGGGUAUUUUUUUAACUUUACAGUGUGAUCUGUGUGUUUCUGAAUAUUUAUAGUUGUUACAGUAUUGCAGAAGUGGCAGCAAUUCCCUUCCUGCUCUAGGAGAGCGGGUGAGCUUGCCUAGUUAUGAGAUGGAGGCAAGGUCCAUGCCAAAACUAGUAUUUGAAUCCAGGGCUGCCCACCAAAAUGGGGCUACUGAUUUGUUUGGUUUUAAUGUUUGCUGUAGAGAUGAUAGCACAGAUUUUUUAGCAGAGGCUGGAAAAGUGGGUGAGGCAAAAUACUUUUUGAUCAGUGCUCUGGAUUUGCAGAGCUUUUGGGUUGUCUGGUUGGGUUUAGGGUGGUAUUUUUGUUGUUUGUUUUUUUUUUUUUUUUAACUAAAAUAAAUAUGUAUCCUCUUCAGAGUA